AUGCUCUCGCAAGCCGACGCUGCGCGGGUCGCGGUCGUGCGGCUCAAGGCAGCGCACACGUGGCGCGCCGUGCCGCGGACGGCGCGGCUGCUCAGCCCAAAGGACCGCGAGCCCCAGACGGCCGGCCUCGCCGUCUCGAUGUUUGAUCGCGUCUGCGCAAAAGCCGCGCUCGGCGCAGAGAUUAACGUGCCGCUCGACGUCGUCGGCCUCGUGUGCGUCCUCGUUGCGACCAAGUUCCAGGAGGUGCGGGUGCCGGCGAUCGAGGAGCUCGCCAAGAUGGACCUGCCCAAGGGCCGGGCGCCGCGAUCGCGCAUCCUCAUGAAAGAGGCCGAGAUGACCGUCCUCUGCCUGCUCGACUGGGACCUGCACGAGGCGGCGCCGCACCAGUACCUCGAGCACCUCUUCCAGAUCACGGGCGCGCACCAUUACGCCGUCUUCGGCCUGGCGGGGGCGAGCGACUUCGACGAGACCCUCGUACGCAAGGCGUACCGGAAACUCGCUCUCAAACUCCACCCUGACAAAAACCAAGAUCCGGCAGCCAAGCUUGCGUGGGAGCGGCUCUCCAUGGCGAUAGCAACGCUGGUUGACCCGCAACGGCGCCACGCCUACGACAUGGCCUCGGCGCGGCCGGCGCCGAGCCAGUACAACAAGCCCGCUCCAGCGAGGGUUGAUCCCGGCUCCGCAGCGCCGCCGUCGAUCCACUCGACCAGUUGUCCGCACUGCAAGAUGGUUAUCCGCACGACAGUCCCGGCCAACCAUACGGUGGGGCCGCAGGCGUACCAGUUGCAAUGCCCGCAGUGCAAGUCGCUCAUGAAGAUCGAGAUUCCGCCCGUCCCACGCCAGCACGCCGCGCCGUCCGCUAAGUGGGAGGCGGACAGGGCCAAGCAGAAGAAGGCGGACGCAAAGGCGGUGCAGGCGCUCAAGUCGCGGCUCGAGAGUCGGCGCAGGGCGGCGCGGGAGAGCCGCGCCGACGAGCGGCGCAAGCUUCGCUCGGCGGAGGAGGAGCGGCACGCGCGGCAAAGGCGAGCGGAGUUGGAGGCCCUCCUUGCCAAGCAAAAGGAGGCACAGCAGCGGAAGGCGCAGUACUACGGCAUCGGCGACGACGGCAAGAUGGGCGAGUGCCACCACUGCAAGGACGGCGGCGAGCUGCUCUGCUGCGACCGCUGCCCGAAGGUCUUCCACUUUGAGUGCCUCGUCCCGCCGAUGCGCGAAGAGGACCUCCCCGAGGGAAAAGCGGGCCUGGGGGAUCGCCGCGCUCCACGGCCCUCGCUGAUCCCGCUCCGGGCCUCGCUGUGUAGGGGAGUGGCUCUGCGAGCCAAGCCCCCGGCGCCGGGAGCUACGGCCACUCGGCCCGCGGGCCAGCCUUUGCGGGUGGGCGACGCGUGCGAGGCGAGCCGGCAGCGCAGCAAGGUUCCGGCGGUGCGCGUCGCGUUGCAGACCGGCGGCCCGCUUCGGGUGUGCCACAUCGCCAGCUGCGACGUUGCCGGGCUGCAGCCGGGCGCGCUCCACGCGCGGAUCCUCACCUCGCACACGAGUGACAUGCUGCUGCCCGCCGAGCUGAGGGGCAAGGCGUGGCAGCCGCUCGAGGAGUGCCGCAUCCGCGUCGCCCCACGGGCGGCGCCUCCAGGGAGCGGUGGCUCGGGCCAGGCCGGCUUCGAGGGUGCAAUCGUGUCGCUCGACGCGCUCGAGCUCGGCGUGCAGGUCGCGGUCACCGGGGCGGCGGGCCUGGAGUGGGUCUCGCUGCUGCGGGACGGGUGGGUGUGGGCCGACGCAGAGGCGCGCCCGUCAUGUUCCUCCAUCUCCGAGGCGGCCAGCCGGCGCUCCGAGCACCCGCCUCGCUUGGCAGACGCCGCCGCGGAGCCGUGGCGCGCCGCGAGAGUGACGAGGGUGCACGCGGACGGUGCGUGCGACGUGGCGUACGAGGGCGGCGGGAGAGAGGAGAGGGUACCUCCCACCUCCCUGCGUCGCAUCGACGCGGCCGGCAGCGGCUCUUCCACGGCCCGUGGGGCGGCCAGCAGGGGGUCGGCCGGCGAAGGGGCGGCCGGCGAAGGGGCGGCCGGCGUGGCGGGAGUCAAGCGGGGCUCCGAUGGCGUGCCCAAGCGGCCUGGGUUCGUAGAUCUGACCCAGGGAGAUGGGCCGUCGGCCGGAGCGGCGACAGCGGCGUCCCUCGCGUCACUGCGGUCGGCGCUAGGGGCCGAGGAGGCGGCGCUGGCGGCGGCGUGCAGCGCGACCUCCCAGAAGCAGGCCCGCGCUAGCAAGGCCGCGGCGGAGGCGCGGAGUCUGAGCGAGCAGGCGCGGGCGGCGGCAGAGCAAGCGCGGCUCGCGGCAGAACGCGCGCGGAAGACAGCGGCGCUCGCGAAGGAGGCGGAGGCAGCAGAAGCUGUGGCGAAGGAGGAGGCUCAGGCGGCGCAAGCGCAGGAGAUCAAGAGCGCGUUGGUAGAGCGCCGCGUCGACCACGUCGGGUGCGUCGAAAAGCACGAGCUCGUUGCUCUGCUCCACCAAAGUGUGAGCGCCGCGGGCUCGUCGGCAGCGACUGCUGCGCCAGCCGAGGCGGCGGCCCCGAGCCCGAGCGCCACCGCUGGCGACAUCGAGGCGGCGCGAGCGGCCGCAGUGGAUAUCAUGGGCUCAGGCUUCGUCGAGGACCUCGACUGA
This is a messenger RNA of Emiliania huxleyi CCMP1516, 2652 nucleotides long. RefSeq lists its product as hypothetical. Gene Ontology annotation, molecular function: Hsp70 protein binding. The coding region runs from base 1 to 2652 and encodes 883 amino acids. The record is from RefSeq and is a predicted model, not a curated record. Gene Ontology annotation, cellular component: endoplasmic reticulum membrane. Gene Ontology annotation, biological process: cellular response to misfolded protein. The transcript is spliced from 8 exons. Lineage: Eukaryota; Haptophyta; Isochrysidales; Noelaerhabdaceae.